AUGGACGCUGAUGUCGGGACAUUGCAUGACGACGACGACGAUGACAGUCAUAGCACUACCACAGUGUUGACAACUACUACAACGAAGACUACUUUCACUACUACGGCAACAACUAUUACGGUUACGACGUCGCCGAAACGAUUACUAGGAAAGAGAACAGCGGAUAGCUCAACUCUAGCUCCUCAGACAAAGUCUACUAUGAUGACAAACGUCGCCACACCUAAACACCACAACCAGACAUCCAGUAAUGGAUCCGACAACCUCGUCAUCUUCUACAUCAGCAGCUACAGAACCUACAGCUACAACUCCAGCAUCGUCCUGGAAUGCCUCUGUGCUGCAUUGCUCCAAUGGCGUAACGUAAGCAAGUCGAAGAACGUCACGGAAGGUUCAAAUGUGACCUUCAUCUGCGACGCUCAUUGGUCAAACAGAAUGCCGGUCAGCUCCAACACCCAGUGGUACAUCAACAACGUAACAGUGGAUGAGGAGGUCCAGCGAAAAAUAAACUUCUGGCUGUCGGACGACAUGACGUCAAUGACAUUCACCAAUGUCAGCUGGAAAGAUGCGCUAAACAUACAGUGCAGAGUGACGCAGAAUAACCAGUCGAUUUACAACUGCGCUUACCUCAACGUUCUCGCCAGAACCGAAGUGAACAUCCAUCGCACCAUCUCGAAAACUGACGAAAACGUGCUCACACUGGGCGUCACUGUUUACAAAGAUCCACUGCUGGUGGCAGAAGAUUUCCAAAUCCAGUGGUUCGUUGUACAAUAUGGCGGGAAAUCCCACGAGUGGACCCGCAAAGAGUGGAUCUCGCUAAACAUCGGACUCACGCGGAAAGUACAGUGUGUGGUGUGGAACAAGUACCAAACCGUCUCCAAGGAGAUUAUUGUAGAAGAUCUUAUUGAAGAGAUGGGCCUGCAAGACAAAAAUAUCAAGACUGUGCCCGACGAGCCGUCGGCGUGGGUGAAACACGUGGCGUGGAGCUCCGUGGUGAUAGUCCUCAUCAUCGCCACGCUCGUCGUCCUCAAGAAGAAAUCAAAGUGGAUCCAAAAGAAGUGGAAGGAACGGAAGGAGAAACAGCGUGUUCGCUUCAGAGUUGCUCUAGCUGCUGCUUGUAACUUUCAGAAUUCAAACAAAUACGUGGACAUGCCUCGACACCAAGACGAUUUCCCUGUAGAGAGAAUUCGAUUCCUUGACACGAUCGGAGAAGGCAAUUUUGGAAAGAUUAUGAAAGCCGAAGCCUUAGAUAUAAACAGUUCUGGAACGUGGGAAUUGGUGGCUGUUAAAAUGUGGAAAGACACAGCCACAGACAGCAUGAAAGAGUCGUUCUAUCACGAAAUGAUGAUGAUGAAGAAAAUACCAAAAUAUGUCCACGUUGUCGCGUUUUUAGGCUACAACUUGAAAUCAGACCCGGCGUUCCUCGUCAUGGAGUAUAUACCAGGAGGCGAUCUUCUUACCUUCCUACGGAAGAGACGUCCUGAGAAUGCCAAGAAGAAACAAGCCCAGCAAGCAACAGACUUGACCUUCGUAGAAGGUACUACGUCACCGAAUGGUUGCUCGAAAGAUGAGAAGUCUGACGGAGUUGUGAGUCACACUGCAGCAGAGGAAGGUACUGAUGAUGCCAAAGCGAAUGCUGAGGUGACUUCGGCUAAUCUGGUGUCCUCCAAAGACCUGGCGUCUUUCGCCAUGCAGAUCUGCCGCGGCAUGGCGCAUCUAUCUAAUAAUAAGAUAAUUCACCGAGAUGUGGCCGCCAGAAACGUGCUGGUUGGAGUUGGAAAUGUGUGUAAGAUAUCUGACCUGGGCCUGGCACGAGACGUGGAGGGCUGUGAUGCCUAUGAACGCUCAUCUCUGGGUCCUCUCCCUAUACGAUGGAUGUCUCCGGAAUCCCUAAAAGAUGGACUUUACACCUACAAGUCAGAUGUUUGGUCCUUUGGUGUUGUGCUUUGGGAGAUUGUUACUUUAGGAGCCAGUCCGUAUUCAGGGAUGUCUGCCAGGCAGGUGAUGGCGGCCGUUACUGAAGGAAAACGUCUUGAGAAGCCAGCGUUCUGCAGUGAUCAGAUAUACAAGAUAAUGACGGACUGUUGGAGCAGUGCUCCGGACCAGAGACCGACAUUCAGCCAGCUCGUGAAGACCGUGGAGGAGCUGCUAGAACAGGAGGCCGAAUACAUUCAGCUCGAGGAUUACGAGGAAGGCAUUUACGACGUCAUCGAUCCUAAUGACGUCGACAUUGAGGAGGAGAGACUAUGAGAGGCAGUCAGUAGAAUAGAACAGAAUAGAGUAGAAUACUUGUUUCACAACACCCCAGCACGAAAAAUCUAUAGGGUAAAUGUAAGAGAAGCAAUCAAAAUUAUAUGUUUAUGUCUCGGGUAUUGGAUAUACACUGAUGAAAUCUCCAGUAAAGGAUCUCAUCGGGAAGUAGAGUACCUGUCCUCCUAUAGAUGAGGCACUAGAUAGAGAUUCAUGGAAUCAACCACUAUUUUGCCAAAUGCCCAUUCGACUCUGCACUGUGCAGAGAUGAUGCUCCAAUCACUGUUUUGUCGUUCAGAAUCAAAAGUAAGUACACCAAAACAUUACCAAAUGAAAUGGCAACCUGUACCCUUAAUGCUCUUUGUGAACUGUGAUAUUCACAUUUGAUGGUGAUUAUUAUAUAUGUAUACCAGUGUUCAUAUCUCACUAAAUGAUUACACUUUCGAAAUACAACUCUUG
Messenger RNA from Gigantopelta aegis, 2703 nucleotides. RefSeq names its product fibroblast growth factor receptor 3-like. Gene Ontology annotation, molecular function: ATP binding; transmembrane receptor protein tyrosine kinase activity. Lineage: Eukaryota; Metazoa; Mollusca; Gastropoda; Neomphalida; Peltospiridae. The coding region runs from base 1 to 2244 and encodes 747 amino acids. Gene Ontology annotation, cellular component: signaling receptor complex. The record is from RefSeq and is a predicted model, not a curated record. Gene Ontology annotation, biological process: multicellular organism development; positive regulation of kinase activity; protein phosphorylation. The transcript is spliced from 15 exons.